This is a messenger RNA of Colletotrichum orchidophilum, 3966 nucleotides long. RefSeq names its product LEA domain-containing protein. Lineage: Eukaryota; Fungi; Ascomycota; Sordariomycetes; Glomerellales; Glomerellaceae. The coding region runs from base 1 to 3966 and encodes 1321 amino acids. The record is from RefSeq and is a predicted model, not a curated record. The transcript has 3 exons.
AUGGUCGGAGCUGCAUCCAAGUCAGGCAGCAGCAUGCCAGGUGGUUGGGGAAAGGGCGAGGAGCAGAAGUCAACAUACUCGGUCGAGCAAGAUAUCCAAGACCAUGGCGACAACCUCGUCGCUGGUGUUAUUGGCAAAACCGGUGAGGUGGUAGACGAGACCGGCAAGACUGUUGGCAAGGUCACGGAAGGCGAAGCCGGAGAACUUGUCGGCAACGUCGUCACCGCGACAGGCGAUAUCAUCGGCAAGGACGGCGGUGUCAUCGGCAAAGCUCUUCCUCUCGGCGAGCUGACGGAAGGCGGCGACUCCAAGGAGGGCGGCGGCUUCAGCAUCAUGGGCGCUACCAAGGGCGUCAAGGGCAUUGUCGAUACUGUCGACGGCACUGUUCAGACCAUCAACCGCACAUUACCGCUUGUCGGCGACUUGACCAAGGGCAUCGGUCUGGGUGAAGGCCAGGGAGGUGUGCUCGGCGGCGUCCUAGGUGGUCGUCAAGAUGAGAAGGGCUCUCAAGGUGGAUUACUCGGAAACACCUUGGGCAACGUCACUGGAGCUCUGGGUGGUCAGUCCGAAAAGGGCACAUCAUCAGACAAUGCCCUCGGGGGCCUCCUUGGAGGUGUUUUGGGUCAGAGUCAAAGCGGCGGCCCUCUUGGUGGCGUUCUUGGUGGCACUGAGCCCUUGAACCGCGAUCAGUCCGUCACCGACAAGGACGAGAAGCUCACCCAGCUGCUUGCUGAGCAGAAGGAGGAGGCAGACGAUAAGGCCUCCUUGACCGAAAACGCGAAGCAAAACCUCUUCGAAGACAACGAGACGACCUCAGAGGUUGCCCCAAUCGAUCUUCAGGAUGUCGAAAAGUCGCAACACGACCUCGAUGGUAAGCUCACCACCGGCGGAGAGAACACCCAAACAGAGACUGAAGAUUCCCAAGGCGCCAAGACAGAUCUCACAGAGCAAUCAACAGUCGACGGCAAGGAUGACUUGCAAGAGGUGGAUGCCGAACCUAUCGAGGAGGCGACAGAGAUCGACGAGACUGUCAAGGAUGACGCGACUGAGAAGGUUGGCACUGCCAAGACUGACGCCCAGUCCCGCGUUCCCGAUGACAUCGCCACUCUCGAUAUUCCCGUCUCACAGAUCCCCGAUGGUUUGAAGAGUGAGCUUCCGGAAGAUGUCCAGACUGCCGACAUUCCCGUCUCACAGAUUCCCCUCGAUGCUCAAUCGAAGCUCCCCACCGACUUGGUUUCCAAGUUGCCCUCGGAUCUGGCUUCCCAGGUCGAGGACGCCAAGUCUGGCGCCGAGACUCCCCGCGAAUCUGACGCGACUGAGGACUGGGCUAACCAGCAGAACCCUGAGGAGCAAUUCGAAGUUCCCGAGGACGCUCAGACUGGCGAGUUCCCCAAGACUGAGGGGUUGACUGAGGGUGUUGAGGGUGUUGAGGAGGGAGACGACUCGGGUGUGGAGGGUAUCGAGGAUGCCGCCGAGACCGCCACUGCAAAGACUGGCGACAUCCCCGACAUUGACGUUACCGCUGCGUCUGAGUCUGCUCCCAAGUCCACCAUCAAGGACGAUAUUAAGAGCGUCCUCAGCACGAUCCGCUCUGCCAUCCCCGCAGACCAAAGGACCGUCACGGUGUCUGGCGACAAGCUUCUCCAGCCUUUCGAGAAGUUUCCUGGCGCCGAGAUUGACGACGAGGGUAAAGUCAUCUUCGACAAUGCCUCCAUCGGCCGCAUCGCCGAGGGCAACCCUGAGGACCUUGUUGGUAUGACCAUUGAUGCCGAAGGCAACGUUGUAAAUGAGCGUGGCAGCAUCAUUGGCAAGGCUGAGCUUAAGUCCGAGGUUGCGGAAGAGCUCCUCAAGGAUACCAUCGAUUUCUCCAUCCUUAGGGGUGCCAAGGUCAACAAGGCCGGCAACCUCGUCAACGACAAGGGUGAGGCUGUGGGUCGCAUCGUCUCCGGCAUUCUCAAGCAUCUGGUUGGCCGAAAGGCCAACGAGCUUGGUGAGAUCUGGAACGACGGCGGCAAGGUCAUCGGCAAGGCAGAGCCCAUUCCUGAGACUGAGCGUGAGGAGCUCAGUGAGCCUGCGCCCUUUGAAGACUUCCCUGGCGCUACUGUUGAGUCCAACGGCCACGUCCUCUUUGAGGGUGACAUCGUAGGCCGUGUCAUCGAAGGUGACCCGAAGAAGCUUAAGGGCAAGAAGGUUGAUGACGAUGGUGAUAUCCUCGACAGGAGCGGCAAUGCCAUUGGCAAGGCUGAGCGCUGGGAACCCGAAUCUGAGCCUGAGCCUGAACCAGAGGCGGCUGUCGACAACUCUGCCCUCGCUGGCAAGCGCGUCAAUAAGGCCGGCAAUGUCGUCGACAAAGAUGGUACUAUCUAUGGUCGCAUCAUCGAGGGUGACAUCAAGCGCCUCAUCGGUCGCAUGUGCGACAAGGACGGUAACGUCCGCAGCGAGUCCGGUGACAUUAUCGGCCGAGCUGAGCUUGUCGCAGAGAGUGACCGCGAAGGGGCCAAGGAAGGUAUUUUCGCUGAGCUUCCUGGCUGCACCGUGGCCAAGGACGGUACCAUUGUUACCCCCGCUGGAGACAUCGUCGGUCGUCUUGUCCAGGGUGAUGCCAAGGUCCUCUUCGGUCGCCCAAUUGAUGAAGAUGGUGAUAUUCUCGACCGCAACGGCAACUUGCUCGGCAAGGCCGAGCGCUGGGAGCCUGAAGCUGCCCCUGAGAGACAGAAAGGCCCUAUGGAGGGUCGCAAGGUCAACCGCAGUGGCGAGAUCGUCGACGAGGAUGGUGAUGUGAUCGGCAAGCUCACCUCUGGCGAGAUCAAGGCCUGUGCUGGAAAGCCCGUCAACGAGGACAAUGACGUUGUCGAUUCCAAGGGACGAGUGGUUGGUCACGUCGAGCUUCUCGAGGACAUUCCUGAGCCUAAGGGUCCUAUGGAAGGUAAAGUUGUCAACAAGGAGGGUUUGGUUGUCAGCGAUAACGGCGAGACCCUUGGCAAGCUCACCAGCGGUGAGCUCAGCAUCUGCGCUGGCAAGAAGGUCAACGAGGAUAACGACGUUGUUGACUCCAAGGACCGUGUUGUUGGCCACGUGACCGCCAUCGCUGAUCUUCCUCAGAAGAAGGGACCGAUGGAGGGUCGCAAGGUCAACAAGAACGGCGAGGUCUGUGACGAGGAUGGAAACAUCAUCGGCAGACUCACUACUGGCGAGAUAACUAUUUGCGCCGGCAAGGAGGUCAACAGCGACAGCGACGUUGUCGACUCAAAGGACCGUGUUGUUGGACACGUAACUCUUGUUGAGGAUAUUGUCGAGGAGGAGGAGGCGCCAGAAGAGACAGAGGAGGAGAAGCAGGCUCGCAUCGAGGCCGAGGCCGAUCGUAAGCUGGCCAAGAAUCUCGGAGCCUUGAUCGAGCAGGGCCUGGAUCGUCUCCGUCCCAUCUGCAAGUUGAUCACGCAGAAGAUUGAGGCUGCUGAGCGCCAGCCAAAGGAAGAGCGUGACGAGGAGCAGCUGGUGAAGGACGUCAAGCCUCUCAUUGAGGAGGGUGGCAAGCUCUUGACUGAGCUAAAUGGCAGUGUCCGCGCUUUGGACCCUGACGGACGCAUCCAGCAGAACGCCAAGGCCAAGUCCCAGACUCGUGAGGCUACUCCCGAGGAGCAUCACCUCGCCGAGGUCCUAAAGGAGUUGACUGGUACUAUCACGGAAACUGUCGAGGGUGCCAAGCGCAAGCUUGAGGAUCUGCCCAAGGCCAAGGCUGAGCUUAACCCUCUCUGGGGACUUCUCACUGAGCCUUUGUUCCAGAUUCUGGCUGCUGUCGGUCUUCUGCUGACUGGUGUCCUCAACUUGGUCGGUCGUCUUCUCAACGGCCUAGGGCUUGGCAGGAUUGUUGAUGGCCUGCUCGGUACCUUGGGUCUCAACCGUCUGCUCGAUGGCCUUGGCCUCGGCAGCUUGACAAAGGCUCUUGGUGGUGGUAAGAAGAAAUAA